CCCACUGGCAUCAAGGAAAGGUGCGUCAGCUUGCGGUAACUAAAGAAGAACACGCUCAGUAUCUAACUUCUUGUUCAAAGCUGACGAUCAGUUUUCUUGGCUCUCAACAGGUAGUCCACCUGCAAGACGCCAAAAUGAACGGAGACACCGUCUCGAACAUGCGCACCCAGCCGUUCAUAAACAACAAGCAUUAUCAGUAUGUCACCACCAAGUACCACGACAAGCUCAAGAUCUACAACCCAACGGACGAAACCCUCGUUACCGGAGACGUUCAGAUCUGCGGCCCAGAAGACGUCAACGACGCUGUGGACGCGGCCAGCGAUGCCUUCGAGAUCUGGAAGACUUGGACCGGUGCCCGACGCGCCAAAUGUCUCUUGAAGCUGGCCGACCUCCUAGAAGCGAACUGCGAGCGUCUAGCUAAGCUUGAAACCAUGGCUAUGGGCAUGCCGUUUAUUGCUGCCCGUGAGCUCAUUCGUACCAAAGUGGCCGAAUGGUUCCGGUACUAUGCGGGCUGGUGCACCAAAUUGGGAGGAGAAUACUAUCCCGAUGAUGACGGUGAAGGUUUCUACAAGCUCGUCACGUAUGAACCGAUGGGCGUCUGCGCUGCUGUGGCAUCGUGGAACGCAACCUUCCUCUAUGCUGCGUGGAAGAUUGCGCCUGCUGUGGCUGCAGGAAAUACCAUCAUAUUCAAGGCUUCAGAGCGCUCUCCCCUUGGGGCGCUUGCGAUGGGCGAUCUCAUCAAACAAGCAGGUUUCCCACCUGGUGUCAUCAACAUCGUCAGCGGCGGAGAAUGGACCGGCUUCCUCCUUGCACAACACAAGUGUAUCACCAAGGUCAGCUUCACCGGAAGCCACGGCAAUGGUAAAAGGAUCCAUGUGGCUGCCACGCACAGCAAUAUGAAGCGCGUGACUCUCGAACUGGGAGGGAAGAAUCCAUCUAUCGUCUUCGAAGAUGCGGAUUUCGGCAACGCCUUGCAUCAUAACUCUUAUGGAUUCCUUCUCAACACUGGCCAGGCCUGCGUCUCUGGAUCGAGACUUUUCGUCCAUGAAGAGAUCGCAGAUGGAUUCAUCAGGGGUCUCGUAGACUGUUUCAAGGCUUUCACUACCAUCAUGGGUGAUCCUAUGGAACCGAACACUUUGCUUGGACCGCUCGUCGAUAAGAGACACUAUGAUAAAGUGAUGUACUACAUUGCAGAGGGGCAGAAGGAGGGCGCGCAGCUGCUGUGUGGAGGAGUCAGGAAAGGCGACAAAGGCUGGUUCGUCGAGCCGGCUAUCCUUCUCAAUCCGCCUACGGAUAGCUGCGUGUAUCGUGAUGAGAUCUUCGGUCCGGUUCUUGUGGUUCGCACUUUCAAGGAUGAAGAAGAGGUCAUCGAGAUGGCGAAUGAUACCAUGUAUGGACUUUCAGCGAGCGUCUUCACCAAAGACAUCGUGCGUGCCAUGCGUAUCAGCUCUGAGCUCAAAGCCGGCACUGUGAGCAUUAAUAGCGGCACAAUGCCCACCAUGAGCACUCCAUUCGGGGGCUUCAAGCAGAGCGGGUUCGGACGUGAGUCUGGAAAGAAUGGACUCAUGGAGUACCUAGAGCCGAAGACUAUCUUGAUCGACUGCAAGCCGCCUCCUCCUGAGGAUGAAAUCUAAUCGAGUCCGCUGUCGCGAUCGUGGUUGCGGUAUCACUUCUCCUUUGGGGUGUAGUAUUUUGAACUACUUUGAUUGGACCAGGGCUUGAUACUACUAGUAUUUCCCGUCCAUCACCGAGAUCGUACUAUUGGGGACUGUACCAUAUCUAUUUCAGUGACGGAAUCUGCAGCAUGCCGUGAUCGCCCUUCAUUCACUAAA
Molecule: messenger RNA, 1832 nt
Organism: Paecilomyces variotii
Lineage: Eukaryota; Fungi; Ascomycota; Eurotiomycetes; Eurotiales; Thermoascaceae
Product: aldehyde dehydrogenase
Exons: 4
Coding region: 135-1634 (499 amino acids)
Molecular function (GO): aldehyde dehydrogenase (NAD+) activity
Source: RefSeq, a predicted model, not a curated record